AUGGCAUUUCCACACCGGUUCGGCUGGCUCGCAAGACCGUCACCAUUUCUUACUCCUCGACAGCCCCGACUGAGCCCAGGCAAGACAGGACGGUUGGUGACAUACGAUAUCACUUCCGAGAUGCAGUGCCCGCUAUUCGAUCGGCUGCGAUGGUGCUUUGAGCUGGACUUUAUGUGCGGAUACCAAUCCACAUGGGGUCUUCAUGAUCAGCGCUGGACUGAGGAUGGAGAAUAG
Molecule: messenger RNA, 234 nt
Organism: Penicillium psychrosexuale
Lineage: Eukaryota; Fungi; Ascomycota; Eurotiomycetes; Eurotiales; Aspergillaceae
Exons: 1
Coding region: 1-234 (77 amino acids)
Source: RefSeq, a predicted model, not a curated record